Fonticula alba is the source of this 291-nucleotide messenger RNA. RefSeq lists its product as hypothetical. Gene Ontology annotation, biological process: protein insertion into mitochondrial inner membrane. The transcript is spliced from 3 exons. NCBI's taxonomy places the organism in Eukaryota, Rotosphaerida, Fonticulaceae. The coding region runs from base 1 to 291 and encodes 96 amino acids. Gene Ontology annotation, cellular component: mitochondrial inner membrane. The record is from RefSeq and is a predicted model, not a curated record.
AUGUCGUACUUCAACCAGCAGCAGGCUGCCUCCAACCAGACCUUCAUGCAGCUCGAGCAUGAGAUGGAGGCCAUGACCGAUGUCUUCAACAAGAUCAUCUCCUCCUGCCACACCAAGUGCAUCCCGACCAAGUACUCGGAGUCCGACCUGAACAAGGCCGAGUCGGUUUGCGUUGACCGGUGCUUCUCCAAAUACAUGAUUGUCCAGCAGCAGAUCGGCAGCAAGCUGCAGGAGCUCAGCCAGAACGUCCAGGAGAUGAACGCCGAGGCGGCUGCCCGUGCCAGCCAGUAG